Messenger RNA from Penicillium griseofulvum, 2076 nucleotides. RefSeq names its product FAD-dependent oxidoreductase. The coding region runs from base 1 to 2076 and encodes 691 amino acids. Gene Ontology annotation, molecular function: oxidoreductase activity; 2 iron, 2 sulfur cluster binding. The transcript is spliced from 4 exons. The record is from RefSeq and is a predicted model, not a curated record. NCBI's taxonomy places the organism in Eukaryota, Fungi, Ascomycota, Eurotiomycetes, Eurotiales, Aspergillaceae. Gene Ontology annotation, cellular component: cytoplasm.
AUGACAGACGGCACAAACAGCAGUAAUAAUCAUCCCACCACUUCUACCUCCGGAGGUGCCAGUGCCAAACCCACACCUGCAAAUAAUGCCGGUGGAGGAUCUGGCUGGGGCGAUCCCGGUUUUGUCAAAGGCGGAACGACUGAGAAAGCAGAUACAGGAUUAGGACUAGGCCAUGUUGCUGCUAACAAUCCUGCGAGCACAACUGGCAAAUUCCUUGGACUGGAGGAUCAGACGGGACGCGCCGAGCACAAGUACUUGGAACGUGCAGAUUUGGCAGCCAAUGAUGUCGAACCUACGAACAGUGGGGAGCCAACUUGUGCAACUGAAGAUCAUAGUUUCAUGGAGCGAAAACCUGGGGGUCCGGACACCUUACCCGGUUGGGAUGCUGCAAAGAAUAUAUUUAAAGCUCAUGUUGUGCACUCUAAGACCACAAACACGCUUAUUGAAGCCUUGCUUGAACAGGUUGCCCAAUUUCUCAACACCUCCGGCGAGAAAGAUCCGGUAUGGGUUCACCAAGUUCCAUACUCCAAACACCCUGAGUUUUCACCCCUCAAAGAAGACAUUGAAACGGAUGUCUGUAUUGUCGGAGGUGGAAUCGCUGGAAUCUCCAUUGCUUAUGAACUUGUCAACCGCGGAUUAAAUGUCACAUUGCUCGAAGCAAGAAAAAUACUUUCUGGAGAGUCCGGGCGUACCAGUGGCCAUUUGUCCAACGCUCUAGAUGAUGGAUACACAGAAAUAGCCAAGAAGCACGGCAAGGAGAAUGCGCGAAUUGCCGCGGAAAGCCAUACCUGGGCCUUGAACCGAGUGGAAGAAAUAGCCAGGAACCUCAACAUCGAAUGUGAAUUCCGCCAUCUCCCAGCGUACGAAAUUUCCCAAUACACCGUGGACCAUCCAGAUUACCAAAAGGAGAUCGACUCCUUGAGGGAGGAGGUCAAAUUGGCAAAGGAUCUUGGCCUACCAGUGAGCUUCCACGAUGACUUGAAAGUCCAGGGUUGGGACGGCGGCCUGGACCAGCGAGGCGGAGCUGUUUUCGAGAAUCAAGCCACAUUCCACCCAACAAAGUACCUCGUCGGGGUUGUUAAGUGGCUGAGGAAACAGCCCAACUUCAAAUGUUUCGCGGAUACCCGAGUCAUGUCACUCACCGAAGAAGGAGUCGAGGUCUUGGGUUUCGGAAACGAACGAGUCACUAUCCAAACAGAGAAUGGUCACAAAGUCACCGCAAAACAAGCCGUCCAGGCAACAUGUGUUCCUUUGCAGAAGCUCGCUGUCAUUGCCCAGAUGGAAUACAAUCGUACCUACUGUAUCGCAAUCCGCGUCCCUAAAGGAUAUAUCCAGGACUGUCUACUUUACGAUCAGGCCGAGCAGUACAAGUAUCUUCGUCUUACAGAGUGUGACGAUAAGGAUGACUACCUCGUCGUUGGCGGCUGCGACCAUAAAGUCGGCCAAGAAGAUACCGGCGGUCGCUUUACAGAGUUGGAACAAUGGGUACGCGCCCGGUUCACUAGAGCUGGGUCAGUGGACUACGCAUGGAGCGGCCAGAUAUUCGAGCCUGUUGAUUACAUGGCGUACAUUGGAAAGAAUCAAGGCUCUAAGCACUCAUACAUUGUCACCGGUGAUAGUGGCAAUGGACUUACGCAUGGUGUUCUGGCUGGGAAGCUCAUCGCCGACGAAAUCGGAGGGUUGACGAAUCCAUGGAGUCAAUUGUACGACCCGCGUCGCAUGGCCAGCGUGGCAAAAUCGCUUCCAUCGAUGCUCGGUCAUGAUCUUGAGAUAAAUUCGCAGUACAAGCGCUUCCUACAAACCGAUAUCACGGAUAUUGAAGAUCUGGCGCCCGGCACAGGCGGGGUCUUGAAUAAAGGCUUUUCUCAGCCGAUCGCGGUCUACAAAGACGAAAAUGGAGAGGUACACGAGCGCAGUGCACUUUGUCCUCACAUGAAGGGUGUUGUUUGUUGGAAUAAUACCGAGAAGAGCUGGGACUGCCCUGUACAUGGGAGUCGGUUUAGCAAGGAUGGAGUUUGUGUUGAGGGGCCAGCUAAGGGUAAUUUGCAGCCUUUGAAGAAGCAACAAUCAGUUUAA